Messenger RNA from Cavia porcellus (domestic guinea pig), 2961 nucleotides. Its product is annotated as F-box/LRR-repeat protein 6-like. Lineage: Eukaryota; Metazoa; Chordata; Mammalia; Rodentia; Caviidae. The record is from RefSeq and is a predicted model, not a curated record. Bases 162 to 632 code for a protein of 156 amino acids. The transcript has 2 exons.
AGAAGGUCUUCACUCAGAACUUCAGUCUUUUCUGCCCUGCCCACCGUCUGGUUGGCCAGCUGGCGCAUGCGGUUGAACUGCUUCUUCAUCGUGGCCCCGCUGCCGCGCUAGCCCGCGAGCUGGGGAAGGACGGAGCAGCCCGGAGCCCGCCGCGGGGUUACAUGGCUCCCGCGCGGAGCCUCCGGGGCGGCGGCGGCGGCACUGCGGAGCCGUCUGGCCCGCGCACGGCUCCCUGCCGGGGGCACCACAGCCUACUCCUGCCGCUGCCGCGCUGCCUCGGGCUUCAUCCUCCUCACGCACGCCGCGGGCCCCUCAUAGCAACGCCCCCAGCCGCUUCGGCGCCGGCCGGGUCGCCUCAGGCUGCAGCCCCAACCCCAACCCCAGCCCCAGCCCCGCGCGCGGACCGGGGAGUCUCCGCAGGCUGGCUGGCUGGCUGGCUGGCCGGGGGUCCCCGUGCGCCUGUGCGGAGAGCGCCGUGCAUGCUGGGACUUGUAGUUCUCCACUUGGUGCCCACCUUCCUUCUGGCCAAAGUUUGCAGGGAGCGGGAGGGGGCAGCGUCGUCGCCCUCGGCUUUGCACUUUAGGGUUAUUCUAGUAAAGAAAAAUGUUUUCCUGUUUUUAAAAAAAAAAUAACAAAAUGAAACCAAAAAAUGCAACAGCAAAUAAAACUACUGAGCAUCUGUCACCUAUUGCAUUUAAGUGUGAGUCCCAGCUGUUCUGAAUUCACAGCAGGAAGACACAGGCUAGAGGUUCAUUUAGUAGUAUAAAGUCACCUGAUUCAAGUUGAAGUGCCAGGUUAAGCUUGGGGCAGGCACAGGGAUUGGAUACCAGGAAAAGCAUGCAUCCUAGAUAUGUCGUUCUUAAUUUUCAGCAAAUAAGCAGAAGUCAGCAUAAAAGAACAGAAUCACAGGGGCAUGGCGUCUGCCGGCCCAGGCUGACUGAGAAGGCAUUUUUGUAUGGCUUAGAUUCCAAUCCCAGCGAUUCCCAUUUCCUUUCCACCGUCAGAAGACCAAGAACAUCAACGGUGGCAGCUUCCUAUAUGCCACCAUUUUUAUUGUCAUUGGUGGCUUUCUUCAGGGCUAUCCAUAGGACAAGAUGGGUGAUUGCAGUUAGAUGUCACCGUUUACCAAGUAACAGCAGUAUGGUAUAUGCAUCGUAGGGUAGCUGGGGCUUUGGAUCAAAUAUAUAUAAUUUCCUAUAUAUAUAUAUAAUUUCCACGUACCUGUUAUAUAAGCUUAGGAAAAUUCCUUUACCUCUCUAAGAGGUUUCCUCUUUUCAAGUAAAGAAAUAAUGCUACCCGAUAGACAGCAAAGAUAGAAAACUGUUAAACUACUAAUAAUCAAAUUGCACAUAUAUUAACUCUGUAAUACAAUGUAUAAUAUUGAUUUAGAACUAAUAUGAUAAUUAGCAUAAUAGUAAAAGAUCUUAUUCUACGAUAGAACCCCUAUUCUAGUAGAUGAAAGUACUUUUUCAAAAUUAAAUAUUUUGCAUAUGUUGACUAUAGUCACAGGAUGUCCUAAAUAUGGCUCUCAGUAACUUGCUGGCCAGCUGAACAAAAGAUGGUUUGAGGCAUGUCUUGGCUGAAUGAACAUGAAAUUCUUAAUUAAUUGUGAAUUUAGCCUCUGCUUAUUAGGUCAGGCAGCUCCAGCCAAUUAACAAGUGAAGGCAUUAUUUGCUUUUAACUCGCUGUAUAUGCCUGUAAUGUCAAUAUAAUGUUUGUACAAAAUGAAGUUAUUUUCAUUUUAAAAUUUCAAAAUCCAUGGCAUCACAUGAUUUUUAUCUGCAUAGAUAAUAGUGAGACGCUAAGUGCACUAUUUGAAUUUUAGCAACUUUAUGAUAAUAUUUAGACUUACCUUAUCCUUUACAAGUAGCCUCUGACCACAUGUGGCUGUUGAAAUUUAAAUUAAAUGAAAUUAAGUAAGACUUAAGAUGUAGUUCCUUAGUCACAAUUUAUAGGCUUAACAGUCACUAGUAUAUUUUUGUUUCCUACCUCAGGGAAGGAAUGAUGAUGCAGAAAAAGAGAAAGAGAUGCUAAAUCUCCUCUUUUGGUCUUUUUAAGCAUACUUCAGAAAUGUGUGUUGGAGGUGGGUUAGCUCAGCGGCAUAAGUGCCUGCUUGGCAAAUGCGAGGGCGUGAGUUCAAUCCCCAGCACCAAAAAAAAAAAAAAAAAAGAAAAAAGAAAAGAAAUGUAUGUUGGAGAAUGGAGUUUGUAAAGAAGACCAGGUUGUAAGAAUAGCUGCCUGCCAUGAAGGAUAUACUAGCCUACUUAAUCCAAAGGAUCCACAAGCUGUGUGGUGUGGGAGAUGCUGAUGGGUGAGACGGAAUGCAGGGAGAAAGAAGGAAGCACAUGGUGUAGGCACAGAUUAUGUCGUUGUCCAUAUGUUUCAUGUUUAUCUCUAUAAAAAGGGAUCAAACUUCAUCUCCUCGUUGAGGUCAAGAUCAUCAUGGGAUAUUCUUGUUAAACAACUAUCCCCACAAAUGAUUCAGGCCACUUUUAAGUUUUAAGAGUAGUUCUGUUAACCAAGUGUCGUAGUGUGUGCCUAUAAUUCCAGCACUCCGGAUGUGAGGGCAGAAAGAUAACUGGCUAUUUUUAAAAGGAAAAAGCUAAUACAACUAAAGAAAGGGAGAAAGAAAAACUGAAACACAAAAUGUCAAAAUGAAGAAAAGGAUUUAAACAUAGGUGCAAAAAUAUAUACAAGAAUAUAUUUGUAAUUUUAUGUUUACUUAUUUUGAAAUAAGCUCUUUGUUUUUAGGGAAAUACAAAUUGAUACAGGUGUUUCAAAAAUAAGUGGGAAGUUUGAGCAGAUGAGGAACACUGAGGGACCAUGAAGAGAUUCUUGGUAAAGAUAAAGUUCAAGGGGGCUGGAGAUUUAGCUCAGCGGCAUAAGCGCCUGCCUUGCAAGCAGGCAGUCGUGAGUUUGAUCCCCAGUACCAAUAAAAAGGAAAAAGACAAAAAAAAAAAA